AUGAAGCUGCUACGAGAAUUUGAGCUUGCUACAUUUGCGAAAAAUUUCUGGUUGUUGGUAUUUCUGUUCUCAUCGUUUACCUGCGCGGACAGGGAACAUGUGGAGCAUGGAUACAGUGGAAAGUUUCGGAAAGAGCAUGGUGCAGAUGAUGAGCAACAACAUAAUGUACAUGCCGAUCAUAAAGUUAUUGUAGGUUUGUGA
Messenger RNA from Gongylonema pulchrum, 201 nucleotides. The record is from the annotation of a GenBank genome assembly. Lineage: Eukaryota; Metazoa; Nematoda; Chromadorea; Rhabditida; Gongylonematidae.